Dinoponera quadriceps is the source of this 1677-nucleotide messenger RNA. Its product is annotated as ribosome biogenesis protein WDR12 homolog. The record is from RefSeq and is a predicted model, not a curated record. Gene Ontology annotation, biological process: ribosome biogenesis. Bases 107 to 1345 code for a protein of 412 amino acids. Gene Ontology annotation, molecular function: protein binding. Lineage: Eukaryota; Metazoa; Arthropoda; Insecta; Hymenoptera; Formicidae. The transcript is spliced from 9 exons. Gene Ontology annotation, cellular component: preribosome, large subunit precursor.
GCUGCGAAUUUUGCAUUACAUCGUAGUUAUGACAUGUUGCGAUGAUCCGUGUAUUAGCGCAAGUGAAUAUGACAUAGAAUUUGUGCGGAAAUAAAUAAACUUUACGAUGGCGAGCACAAAUAACCAAAUACAAAUUCGUCUUAUCACUAAACUGCAACAAUAUGCUGUGCCUGAUUAUCCCUUAUCGGUGGAUGUUUCAAUAGACGCUAGCGAAUUAAACACUAUUGUUAACAAACUUCUGAAGGAGUCGAAGAACAUUCAGAAUGAAGUGAACUUUAAUUUCUUGAUAUCUUCCCAACUUUUGCGCACUUCUCUAAGGGAACAUAUUGUGGAAACAGGAGUUUCCAUCGAGGAAUUAAUAGAUGUGGAAUAUGUAGAAAAGUAUGUCACACCAGAGCCUCAGGAUUGCCUGAUACAUGAUGACUGGGUGUCAACUGUUGCUGUUUGUAAUAAAUGGAUUUUAACUGGCUGUUAUGACAACACUCUGCAUAUUUGGACAUCAACAGGUAAGCAUCGCCUUGUGAUUCCUGGACAUGCAUCUCCUAUCAAAGCAGUAGCAUGGAUAUCUGUCAGCGACUAUAACGCUUCCUUUGUCAGUGCAUCACAGGAUAAAACAGUCGUAAUAUGGGACUGGGAUAUAGUAAAGAAUUCAGUAGAACGAAUGCACAUUUGCAGAGGACAUGAAAAGAGUUUGGAGGCAGUCAGUGUGAAUCAUGAUACAACGUUAAUGGCAACUGGUAGCUGGGAUACAACGCUUAAAAUUUGGUCGACAUCUAUUCAGGAUGAACAGAGGAACGGAGAAUCCUCGCCAAAAAGAGCAAAAAUGGAGGACGGUAAAACACGAGUUUCCAUGUGUACGAUGAAAGGACAUAAAGACGCGAUUAGCGGAGUUAGGUGGUCCGACAAAACUGAGAUCAUCACGUCAUCGUGGGACCACACUUUGAAAAUCUGGGAUUCGGAACUGGGUAGCAUUAAAUGUGAAUUCGUCGGCGAAAAAACCUACUUCGACGUUGACUAUUCUCCAUUAGCACAUGCUGUGAUAACUGCCUCUGCGGAUAAGCACGUGAGAUUAUAUGAUCCAAGAUCUUCAGAGGGUAUAGUUAUGAAAACUUUAUACAUCUCUCACACACAAUGGGUGCAAUGCGUGCGCUGGUCGUCUAUGAAUGAGCAUCUCUUCAUCUCAGGAGCCUAUGAUGGCAUUGUCAAACUUUGGGAUACCAGAAGUCCCAAAACACCAUUAUUCGACCUCACGGGACACGAAGAUAAAGUCCUGUGUUGUGACUGGUCGCAUCCUAGGCUGAUAGUAUCUGGUGGUGCGGACAACACAUUGAGGAUAUUUGUCUAACGUCGGACAUCAGUUUACAAACAAAAUAUAAUGAAGUAUCAUUUCGUAGCGAAGGAAAGUAAGAUCUUUGAAAUCUCACGUUAAUAAUGGACUUACCUAUUUUCAAAUCUUUGUUUCCAAAAUUUUCAAGCAAACUUUUCAACUGUAUCAAUUCAAAUUGCUUUAAAUAUUAUUCGAAUUCGAAAGUUGUUGGAAAAUCUUAAAUAUUUCAACAAUCUCGAAUGUUAUAGUAUGUUCGAUGAUAAAUUUAUAAUAAAAGCUAUAUGCACAAUAGCAAACACACAUAUAUAAAUAUAGUUAUUAAUAUCUAAAUGUUAUAGUACUUUCUUGAA